This is a messenger RNA of Fonsecaea erecta, 432 nucleotides long. RefSeq lists its product as hypothetical. The transcript is spliced from 2 exons. Lineage: Eukaryota; Fungi; Ascomycota; Eurotiomycetes; Chaetothyriales; Herpotrichiellaceae. The coding region runs from base 1 to 432 and encodes 143 amino acids. The record is from RefSeq and is a predicted model, not a curated record.
AUGGCUGACCCUCAAAAACAAGAGAAAGCGAAAGAGUCUCUUGUAGUCACGGCCAAAAAAUGGGGAGCCUACCUGCUUACGCUCCUGACAGAAAAUCCCGUGCCUCCAGCUCUUCUUGCUACGCUCGUCUUUGCACAACAUGCUCGCCCUUUCCAGCCCCUUCCCAUGUUGUUCCCUCCUUUGUUACUCUUCUCGACGUAUCUCAACCUCCAAGGGUUCAAGAUCGACAGCGCUGGAACGACAGCUGCGCUGAGUGGUACCUACCUAGUGCUGGCUGGCAGGAGGAGGAUGGGCUUCAUGAAUAAGUUCGGCGCGAGGGGCAUCAUUCGAGGCGCCACUAUGGGAUUAUGUCUGGUGAAUUUGGUGGGCGGAGGUCUUGCGUAUGGGUUUGGAAAGAGAAGAGAGGAGGACGACAAGAGAAAACAGCUAUGA